Molecule: messenger RNA, 2239 nt
Organism: Ceratotherium simum simum (southern white rhinoceros)
Lineage: Eukaryota; Metazoa; Chordata; Mammalia; Perissodactyla; Rhinocerotidae
Product: beta-galactosidase-1-like protein 2
Biological process (GO): carbohydrate metabolic process
Molecular function (GO): beta-galactosidase activity
Source: RefSeq, a predicted model, not a curated record
AUGCUGAGGGCCUGCACAGGAGGAGAGGAAGCCUGUCACUUCUCUGUGCCCCUGCUCACUGCCAAAGAAGAGCUUCGAGGCUUCCCCACUGCCCUUUCUCUUUGCAGGUUGAACUGGCGUAAUCUGAUCUCUCCAUGGCUAAGACACCGCCAGUCAGGGCUGCAGGCAAAAGGCCAAAACUUUAUGCUGGAGGACUCCACCUUCUGGAUCUUUGGGGGCUCUGUGCACUACUUCCGUGUACCCAAGGAAUACUGGAGGGACCGCUUGCUGAAGAUGAAAGCCUGUGGCUUGAAUACCCUCACCACCUACGUUCCGUGGAACCUCCAUGAGCCGGAAAGAGGCAGAUUUGACUUCUCUGGGAACCUGGACCUGGAGGCCUUUGUCCUGACUGCUGCGGAGAUCGGGCUGUGGGUGAUUCUGCGUCCAGGCCCCUACAUCUGCAGUGAGAUCGACCUCGGGGGCUUGCCCAGCUGGUUGCUCCAAGAUUCUGGCAUGAGGCUGAGAACAACGUACAAGGGCUUCACCGAAGCAGUGGACCUUUAUUUUGAUCACCUGAUGUCCAGGGUGGUGCCACUCCAGUACAAACAUGGAGGACCCAUCAUUGCUGUGCAGGUGGAGAAUGAAUAUGGUUCCUAUAAUAAAGACCCCGCCUAUAUGCCUUACGUCAAGAAAGCCUUGGAGGACCGAGGUGUUGUGGAGCUGCUCCUGACUUCAGACAACAAGGACGGCCUGAGCAAGGGGGCGGUUGAUGGAGCGCUGGCCACCAUCAACUUACAGUUGCAACACGACCUGCAGUUGCUGACCACCUUUCUCUUCAGCGUCCAGGGGGCUCGGCCCAAGAUGGUGAUGGAGUACUGGACGGGGUGGUUUGACUCGUGGGGAGGCCCACACAACAUCCUGGAUUCCUCUGAGGUCUUAAAAACAGUGUCUGCCAUCAUCGAUGCCGGCUCCUCCAUCAACCUCUACAUGUUCCAUGGAGGCACCAACUUUGGCUUCAUAAAUGGAGCCAUGCAUUUUUAUGAAUAUAAGUCUGAUGUCACCAGCUAUGACUAUGACGCAGUGCUAACAGAGGCUGGGGACUACACGGCCAAGUACGUCCAGCUUCGGGACUUCUUUGGCUCCAUCUCAGGUGCCCCUCUGCCUCCCCCGCCUGACCCUCUUCCCAAGACUGCAUAUGAGUCAGUGACGCCAGCUUUCUACCUGUCACUGUGGGACGCCCUGAAGUACAUGGAGACACCAGUCAAUUCUGAAAAGCCAGUCAAUAUGGAGAACCUGCCAGUAAACAAUGGAAAUGGACAGUCCUUUGGGUACACUCUGUACGAGACCACCAUUGCCUCAUCUGGUGUCCUCAGUGGUCUUGUGCGUGACCGGGGACAGGUAUUUGUGAACACAGUAUCUAUAGGAUUCUUGGACUAUGAAACAAAGGCAAUCAAUAUCCCCUUGAUUCAGGGUCACACCAUGCUGAGGAUCUUGGUGGAGAAUCGUGGGCGAGUCAACUAUGGGGAGAUUGAUGAUCAGCGCAAAGGUUUAAUUGGAAAUAUCUAUCUGAAUGAUUAUCCCCUGAGAAAAUUCAGGAUCUACAGCCUGGAUAUGAAAAAGAGCUUCUUUCAGAGGUUCAGCUCCGACGAAUGGAACCACGUCCCUGAAGUACCUACAUUCCCUGCUUUCUUCUUGGGGGCCUUGUCAGUUGCCCUUUCCCCUUCUGACACUUUUAUGAAGCUGGAGGGCUGGGAGAAGGGGGUUGUAUUCAUCAAUGGCCAAAACCUUGGACGCUACUGGAACAUCGGACCCCAGGAGACCCUCUACCUCCCAGGUGCCUGGUUGGACCAAGGCAUCAACCAGGUCAUUGUUUUUGAGGAGAAGAUGGCAGGUCCUGUGAUACAGUUCACUGAAACACCCCACCUAGGCAGGAACCAGUACAUCCACUGAGCAGCACCGCCCGGCACCUCCUCCUGGUGGGAAGGAAGCAAGAGGGCGCCACCCUCCUCCCGGCUGAUGGGAGGCCUGGCAGGCCCCUCGCAGCCUCGCAGCAUGAGAGUGUCCUUAAGUAGCAACCUCCGGGAGUCCAGGGGCCACAGCUCUGCCCACUGUUUGAGUUCAAGACCCUAAACCUGGAGACCUGAAGAGGAGAGGUAGGAUGGCCAGGGAGGGACCCCUUCUUACCUGAAGUGGCUUCUUGACCCAGCUCUAUUGAUGGCGCCUUUCUACUUCCCUGCUCUUCUGGGAGAGGACAGAAGGC